AGAUAUUCAAUUGAAAAAUUUAAUGCAUGUUUAGAAUUAACCGAAGAAAAGUUUGCUAAACACUGGCUAUCCUAUGAACAACUUGUUAACUAAACUAAAUACUGAUUAUAUACAUUUAUCUGAUCUUGAUUAUCAAAACAUACAUAUGUCUUGAUAUACAUUAAUAUUGUGCUGUCAUCCUAUGACACAUGGGCUCCAAGGUGCCUUCUAUGAUGAUUGCUUUGUUUGUGUGGCUUCUCUGGGCAGAUGGAUGUAUUCUUAAAAUGUUUGUUAAUUUAUGUGUAUAUGUUUGUUUUUUAUGUUGGUAUAUUGUAAAAUAUUGCUUGUUAGUUAUGUAUACUUAUAUUGUUAUGAAUCUGUAAAAAAAUCAUCUAUCCCUUAUGUCUCCUCGUAGUCUGGAUACUCUAUACCUACUUGAAAAUGUGUGUGAAUAGACAUGUUUUCCUUCCCUGAUUUGGUAUUUGUAUAUGUGAAGAUAAUAUAUGGGUGAGCUAUGCGUCAGAUGUAGCUUAUGUCAUAAAUGUAUAGAUAAGUAUAAGUUCAGUGUACAGCUGAAAUGUGCGAACUGCCUGAAAUAUGUGUUAUUUAUUGAUAGAUGUUGAAAGCUAUCGGUAUUUGUGUAGGCUACAACUAAAAGACAAACCACUACAACCUAUACUGUUACUAGCAUCAGGUUUCAUAGGGUAGGGCAUGAUGAGAUGGAGGAAAGAUUUGUGUAGAUUGUCAGAGAUAUGUUUGUUGAUCUAUUUAUGUAAAUUGAUGUGUGCGGUAGUUUUUGUUAUGUUUUGUAUAUGUAUUGUUUAAUAUAAUAUAUAUACAGUGUCAGUGAGCUUAGUAUACAAGUAGCCUCCCCUUGACAUCAACGUGUUACACAAUUACAGUCUAGUCACACACAACACACACAUACUCUGAACACGUGACUUUAUUGUCAAUUAAAGUGAUAUUUCUGUUCAUGAAACUUCAUAAAAUACUUUGACAGGAAUUGAACACUUGUGAUGUUUGUGACUCGACGACCUUUGAUCAGCGGGAAGCUUUGUGUGACGGUAACUAUAGCAACACUCAUGUCUGUCACAGGUCAUACUUCCACACUGUGUGUGACAAGCUGCUGACACAAGUUCCUGAUCUCCAUCUGUGGCCGGCAAGUUGUUACCAUGAAGACACACCCGACGGCUGGCAAGUGGAACAUUUAACCAGACCCCUCCGCUCUCCACCGGCCGUCGUCAGGGAAGUCGAGCAGGAUACGUUUAUCACUAAACACCGUGAUGUCAUGCCGUACAGUGAGCGAGGUGUACCCGACGACACAGACGGCCCGCCAGUCACACGACUGUAUCACCGAGGUCAAGGUCACUCAGGUCGCUGGCCAGGUGACUGUGUGACGUGCGGUCGUGACGUGGCCAGCUUCCUACACAGUCUCCGUGUUGGUGUUACAGAAAAUGUCACGACAACAGCCACGAGCGUCACCUCCACCAACGGCGGCACAACACCGCCCUGCCUGCAGUGGAGAGACGUGCUGGUGUUGGACUGGUGUGACGUUAGUGACGACUCGGGUAUGGUGAAGGGACUGAAAGGAGCGGGUAUCCCAGUGCAGGUGAUGAAGGACGAUGACAUGGAAGACGUUGCAACGGCCCACAGUGACGUGGUGUGCGUGACGAGUGGAGAUCGUGUUUGUGGUCUGGAGAGAAAAGUUGUUGUCUGUCUGAAUGAUCUAGUUACAACCCGGAUGUUCUCCAUGUCGCGCUGUACGUCACAACUUUUGAUUGUAUCAAAAAGAAGAGUAUCUGACGUCAUCACACAUUGACGUCAUGGACAUGUGGUCUAUGAUAUUAUUAUCUACACAUGUUGCGUACGACACAU
Pomacea canaliculata is the source of this 1854-nucleotide messenger RNA. RefSeq lists its product as uncharacterized. The record is from RefSeq and is a predicted model, not a curated record. Bases 1268 to 1798 code for a protein of 176 amino acids. The transcript has 2 exons. Lineage: Eukaryota; Metazoa; Mollusca; Gastropoda; Architaenioglossa; Ampullariidae.